AUGGCUGCCGAAGAUAACACAUCUGAACGUAUUCUGCGAGACAUCAAGGCAGAAUUGGCCAGCACACCGUACAACUUCGGUUCUGCUCGACUGCUCACCGGAGGAACAGCGAAUUUCAUCUACCAGGCGCGCCUGAAUCAACCUCUUCCUGGUGGGACGUCGGAAGUGGCCAUCGAGCACGGCGAAGAAUUCGUCCGCCAAAGCCCAGGCUUCAAGCUCACUACCUCCCGUUGCCGCAUCGAGGAGUCUUGUCUUAAGUAUCUAGCGGCGUUUCUGCCGUACAUAAACUCGAAUGUCUCAGUAACCACGCCGAAGUUAUUCUAUUUCAACAGAGACACCAACACGCAAGUGCAAGACUGCCAGCCAACCCCGCUCAGCCUCAAGCUCUACGCGAUUGAGCACUUUGCACUCUCGCAUUACAACUCGCCGGCACAAUCCAACCUGCGUGAGACUGCUUUGGCGAACAAGGACAUGCAGUCUAUCAAGCAUUGGGCCAACUACCAGCAGCUUCCGAACGCGAUGAAAAGACAUCCGACGGUAUUUCGUGGUUGUGGAGACAUCUUCAAUGCCAUCGUGGGAAAGUCGACCGAGGAAUUGAUAGACCAGAAAAGUCUCCAGGUCACCCACGGGGACUUCUGGACGGGAAACAUUCUCUUGCAAGGGGUACGGUGGGAAUGGCGGCGUAUGCAUCUCUUUGUGAUAGACUGGGAGAUGUUCCAGGUUGCCCUCACACCGUUGGAUUUCGGUCAGAUGAUUGCAGAGCUUUAUCAGCUGAAGCUGUACAAAAACCUGGAUGCGGGCCUAUGGUUGAUUGAAGGCUUCACCAAAGGCUAUGGUGAUGUUGAUGACAGUUUCGCCUUCAGAACGUUACUUCAUGUCGGCGUGCAUCUCAUUGGUUUUGGAACCACUGUGCCCGAUUGGGGUGAUGCAGAACAGGGAGAGAAAGUAGCAGUAGCAGGACGGGAAAUUGUAUUAGGUGCUUGGGCAAAAAGUCGGCGGUUGUUCGACGACCACCCGCUUGGUUGCAUUUUCUGUUCAGCUUAA
Molecule: messenger RNA, 1044 nt
Organism: Colletotrichum siamense
Lineage: Eukaryota; Fungi; Ascomycota; Sordariomycetes; Glomerellales; Glomerellaceae
Exons: 4
Coding region: 1-1044 (347 amino acids)
Source: RefSeq, a predicted model, not a curated record